This is a messenger RNA of Mesoplodon densirostris (Blainville's beaked whale), 1823 nucleotides long. Its product is annotated as transmembrane protein 106A-like. Lineage: Eukaryota; Metazoa; Chordata; Mammalia; Artiodactyla; Ziphiidae. The transcript has 8 exons. Bases 352 to 1347 code for a protein of 331 amino acids. The record is from RefSeq and is a predicted model, not a curated record.
GUGGCCCCUGCAGCCACCCUGCCUUACAGGCCCUCCUCCCCGAAGAGGUACUCCAGAGAUCUCUAGCCCUCUUGCAGCUGAGAGGAGCCCAGGAUCUCAGAUUUGAACCAGGCCGACUGAGCUCUCCUACGAUAAAAAAAAAAAAGAAAAGAGUUGAAAUGCAUGGAGAUUCCUGAUCCAAGAGUCGUGUGUGACUGCUCGCAUUUCCACAGCCUCACUUCCUUAGGCUUGAGCUUGCUGGAAUUGUGGCGGGGCUCCUUGCCGAUCUCAAGAGCCUAAAGCCAGAGGGACCCCCAGUCAGUGCUCACUGAACGUUGUUCUUCUCUCAGCAGUGAACAAUACCCCUGAGCAAUGGGUGAGACAUUCUCCCAGCUGGGCUCCCGGGAGGAUGAGAACAAGUCGAUCCUGCCCUCCGCCCCAGCCUUUGGCAGCCAGGCUGCCAGCUACUCCAGCACCACCAGCAGCAAGGCUUUUUGUUCCUGUGUGCCUUGUGAAAGGGCUGCCGGUGUCAGCUUUGUGACUUGUCCCACGUGCCAGGGCAGUGGGGAGAUCCCUCGAGAAGUAGAGAAGCAGCUGGUGGCCCUCAUCCCCUAUGGGGACCAGAGGCUGAAGCCCAGGCACACGAAGCUCUCCGUGUUCCUGGCAGUGUUCAUCUGCCUGGUGACCUCCUCCCUCAUCGUCUUUUUCCUGUUUCCCCGGACUAUCGCCGUGCAGCCUGUAGGCCUCAACUCCUCCACGGUGACUGUUGGCGAGGCCGCUAUCCACCUCAAUAUAACGAAUAUCGUGAGCAUCUCCAAUAACAACUACUACCCUAUCGCUGUGACCCAGCUGACCAUUGAGGUGCUGCACCUGUCCCUCGUGGUGGGGCAGGUCUCCGACAGCCUCCUCCUCCACAUCGGCCCUUUGGCCAGUGAGCAGCAAGAUCUGUACCUGGCUGAAAAUCAAAGUCCACCACGUGCUUCUGCACAUCCAGGGCACCCUGACCUGUUCCUACCUGAGCCAUUCAGAGCAGCUGGUCUUCCAGAGCUACGAAUAUGUGGACUGCCGGGGAAACGCAUCCAAGCCCCACUUGGUGGUCCCUCGCCCGCCGUGACCUGUCUGCUGUCGUCGAGCUCCGGGCACCUGCCGGCCUGGAACGGAAGCUUGGUUCUUCUAGAGGCCAGCACCACAUAUUCCCCUUGGUCUGUCUUGAGGAAAGUCUGCCCUGACAUUUCCUCAGAGCCGCCUCAGCGGCAUGGAGUGGCACCCACACUGUCUGUGCUGAGCAGCUUGGUUGCCCAGCUCAUCCAGGGAAGACCUUGGUCCUGCCUGAAUGUGGAGAAAGCUUUCAUUUUGUCUGGCUUUUAAUACAUGGAUCCUUUCCAAGUUCUCCACCUGGUAAUGAGAAAGUGACUUGGGGGACAGCCAGUGUUGUCCCCAGGGCCUUUUAGGGAACCGCAGGUGCUCUCCUAUGCCGCCCUGCUUUGGUCGUGUGACAGGGUGAUGGUGAUGGCCUGCUUCCCGCCUGGUAACUUGCGCCCACACCCCACCCAUCUGACAGCAAGAUCGGCCAAGGCCCUUUGGCUCUGCGGCCUUCCUGGUUAAAGACUGUCUGGGUCCCCAGGAAGUCGGAGCUGUUCUGCAGCCCAAGCUUCUCCUCUCCCGAAAACAGUUUUAUCGUUCUCUUCGGAGCAGGAACCAAAGUAGGAGGGGAGGGGAGGGAGGCACCAGGUACCCCCUGGGCCUGCACAGGAAAAACAGACAAAGCCAGAGUCAUUUUAAAAGGUUUUUAUUGAAGGAGGCCACACGCCUGAGCCCACGUGAGGGGACACAGGCAGGUCAAA